Molecule: messenger RNA, 4818 nt
Organism: Ectocarpus siliculosus
Lineage: Eukaryota; Phaeophyceae; Ectocarpales; Ectocarpaceae
Source: the annotation of a GenBank genome assembly
AUGGCCAGCUCCGCAGCAAGCGGAGAUGUCGGACCUCCCGCCGAGGCUGAACCUGGGGCGGCGGUGGCGCCGUCACCCCAAGGAUCCGUCACAUCUGUCAAGGUGGCCGUAAGGGUGCGACCCCUGGUGGGGAUGGAGACUGCGCAGGGAUGCGUCGAGUGCAUGUUCGGUGACAACGACAACAAUCAGGUGAUCAUUACCGGAGACAGCCGUCGCCGCAAGUUCGACAACGUGUUCGGGGCGGACUCUACCCAGGAACAGGUUUAUCGGAGCACCGCGCUUCCUCUGGUGAGGCGGUGCCUCGAAGGCUUCAACGCCACGAUCCUCGCGUACGGCCAGACGGGCUCCGGAAAGACCCAUACCGUUGGCAACGCUUACACGGUUAACGGGUCUCCGGAAGAUGCGGGCAUUAUCCCCCGCGCGGUUACCGACCUCUUCAAGCGCAUCGAAGAGCUUCGGGCGGAGGGGGUGAAGGCCUCCGUUCACGCCUCUUUCCUGGAGGUGAUCAACGAGGAGAUCAAAGACCUCAUCGGCGGUGGCGACGGCGGUACCGAAGGGGCCGUUCCCGCGGGGCUGCCGCUCCGGGAAAACACGCAAGGAGAAGUGACCGUGUCGGGCCUCAGCAAGCACGAGCGCAAGGUCGUCUGUGUGUCUAACACGACUGUCAUACUUUUGUCUGGCCUCAGCAAGCACGAGAUCAACGGUGCCGAGAACCUCCAGAGCCUGCUCGAGCGCGGUGCCCUCUGCCGGACGACCGCAAGCACCAACAUGAACGCCCACAGCAGCCGCUCCCACGCCAUCUGCACCCUGAGCUUCCAGAUGGUCCGCCCGGCGACGGAGACGUCGGACGAGACUGUCACCUCGUCGUUGUUCCACCUGGUCGACCUGGCGGGGUCGGAGCGCGCCAAGAAGACCGGGGCGGAGGGCAAGCGCCUGCGAGAAGGCAUCAACAUCAACAAGGGGCUGCUGGCUCUAGGAAACGUAAUUUCAGCGCUGGCGGAGGGGUGCGGUAGCGGUGGCGGCGGCGGCGGCGGCGGUCACGUUCCCUACCGAGACUCCAAGCUGACGAGGCUGCUUCAGGGAAGCCUCGGGGGAAACUCGCACACCCUUAUGAUCGCCUGCAUCAGCCCGGCAGACAGCAACAUGGGAGAGAGCGUCAACACCCUGCGCUACGCCGAGCGCGCGAUGAACAUCCAGAACACUGCUGUGAAGAACGAGGACGUGUCGGGACCGCCGGUCAGCUACGCGGAGGUCAUGGCCUUGCGCAAACAGGUGCGGGUGAUGGAGGUAGAAUUGGUUCAGGCUCGUCUGUCGGGGCUGGCGGGCGGGUUCGGCUUCGGCACAGGGGGGCGGGGGAUGGGAAUGGGUGGCGAAGGAGGGGGGGGGGAGGCGUAUCGAGACGCGCUGGAGGAGGCGGCCGAGCUGCGAAGAGGGCAAGCGGACCUGGAGCGGCGCGCGCUGGAGGAGACCCGGCGCGCGACCCAAGCGGUGGAGGGAGAGAUGUCCGCCCGACUGGAGUCGGACACGUGGCGCCUUCGCUGCGAGCAGCUCUCGGCCUUGCUGAAGGAGAAAGCACCGCGCGCCCUGGACGGCCUUCCCGCCUGGGCCACGGGAGAGCAAAAAGAACAGGGAGAAGGUUCUUCGGAACCUUCCGGAGAUCGGCUCCCGGAAAGUGACGCAGAAAGUUCUUCGCCCUCCGAAGUCAAGGAGGCGUCGGGGCCCGGGGCUGCGGGCUCGCUGGCCAGGGAGCUGAGGAAGAAGGUGUUCGAGCUUGAGCAGACGGUGUUCUCGCUGGAGGGGAGGCUCAGGCUGGCAGACGAGGCUAGGCUCGAGGCCCGCGGGGGUGGUGGCGGUAGCGGCGGCGGCGACUGCGGGCUCGGCGCUGUUGUUUCCACGCCUAGCGUUGGGGCGGGGGCUACACCGAGGGUUUCUACGUGCUCUUCGUCUGCCGGAGGGCUAUCUACGGGAUCUCCGACAGAAGAGUGCUCGUUCGACUCUUUCGACUCCGAGGAGGCGGGGGGGGGCGGUGGCGGCGUGUCGUUCGAAGGGAGGGAGGGCGGGGGGCCGGAGGAUGGCGAGCCCGGGGGGGACGGUGGCGCGGAAGAAAUCCGGAGGGUGGACGAGGAGAUCGAGAGCAAGGGACGGGAGCUUCAGAUGAAGGCGCGCCAGGCCCAGGCUUACGAGGCGAUGAAGGGACAGUUCGAGGGGCUGCUGGGCCGCCUACAGGGAGAGGUCACCUCCCUCCAGUCCGAGCGAGAUGGCCUUCUUCACAAGCUCUCCCGUGGCGCUUCGUCAUAUUCUUCGGCUUCCCGCCCCGGCGGCGGCGGUGGGGGGGGGGGGGGGUCAGGCGGCGGCGGGGGCGCGGCGCUCGCGAAGAUGAAGGCUAGGGUGGCUGAACUGGAAGCACGCAUCAAGGAGAACAGGAAGAAGGUCGCGGAGCACCAGCGUGCGGAGAGGGAGCGCGCGGCGGCGGCGAAGGAGGCGGAGAGGCUGAGGGCCGAGGUGGCCGAAGCCAAGCAGCGGCGGGCGGAGCUGCAGCGCACGCACCGGGAGGCGUCAACCCGCUUCAUGAAAGAGACGCGGCAGCUCCAUCUCAAGGACGCGCGCAUGCGGCGGGAUGGGGAGCGUAUGCAGUGGCAGGUCAAGAAGCUUCAAGAGUCGCAGGAGAGAACGCAGGCGGCGCUCAAGCGCAAGAUGGAGGAGCACUCCAUGGCCAUGAAAAAGGUACGCACCCUGCAGUCGCACCGCACGGGAGGCAGGGGAGGCAUUGGGGACGGGGCUGGGUCCGGUGCGGGGGGGAGGGGAGACGCUCGGCACCCAUCGGUGAAGGAAGCGAAGAAGGCCGAGAUGGAGGCGUGGCUGGCCACCGAGAUCGAGGAAGACACAGCGGUGCAGAGGGCGAAGCGCGCCCUCAAGGCGCAGCUGAAGCUUCGCGGCGAGGCCGCGGGGAGGGCGCAGGAGCUCCGGGAAGAUGCUGCUAGAGACGAGGAAGGCGUUGCCCGAGGAGCGGAGGCGGAGACGGAGAGCGAAGGUUGCCCGCAGGGGGAGCUGGAGGCGUUGGAGGAAAGGAUUGCGACCGCGUCAAAGGCCAUCAAGAGCUUGCAGACGUUCUUGGUUUCGACCGACCGGAAAAACACCGCGCCUGCAAGCCGGUUGGCAGCGGGAGUGUCUACUACCGCGGCGGCCGGGGGAGCCGCGGGCACCACGCGGUGGGCCCGCGUUCGCACGGCCUGGGACAGCAAGACGGCCCUGUCCCUGCUGUUUUCGGAGGCCGUGAAGUUCAAGGUUCUGGGUUCCACCGCACCUGGAGCAACGGCAGCGGCUUCUGCCGCGGAAGCAGGAGGGACCAAGGGGACCUUCGCCGGCGCCGAUGGGGGGUCGGCCGUUAAGGACGAACGCCUGUCCUGCGGAUCAGCCGCGUCUUCCUCGUCGAGGGUCACCGUGCUCUCGGUAUACAGCGAAGACGGGGAGGGCACGGACGGGUGGUCCGGGAUCGACUGGGACCACCUGCAUUUCUACACGAUCCCCCAGCUGAAGGACUUCCUACGUCGCCACCACCUCCCCGUGUCGGGCAAGAAGGGAGUCCUCAUCAACCGCCUCGUCCAGGCCGCUCGCGAUUCCGGCCACCUGCCUCAGGUCCCACCGUCCUCCCCCGCCGGCUCCGACUUCUCGUUCUCUCUGCCGGGCCUGGACGCUCCCGCAGCCGGCGGCCCCGCUCAACGUGGCCCCGGGCGCGACAACGAAGGAGCCGCCGGGGCGUUAGAGUCAAGCGGUGGGGAGGAUGGCGCCGGCGAGUCGGCCAAGGAAGACGCUGCGGGCGGUUACAGGUAUGGUAUGAAAAGCCGCCCCGCUGUGGCGGCAGCGACGGCAGCUGCCGGGAAACCGAAGACGACUCUCAAGGAGAGGCUCGAGGCGCGUGUACGGGACAGGGACCUGGCCGCAAAGCGUCAAGCCGCCGAAACGCCUCCGCCCAGCGGUGCACCGGGAAGUGGUGCGAACGGUGCCGUCGGGUCGGCCAGCAGUGGUAAUGGUAGCAACAGCAGUGGCAGCAGCUCUCGGAAACAUCAGGCUUGUCCCACAACCACUAGCGGGGAUGCAGGAAGAAAUAGACCGUCGGCGGCUACGCAGGGAAAGCAUAGGCCGGCGUCCUCUCAGUCGCGCACCAGCAAUGAAGCCGGAACGGCCGCGGCGGCGACUUCGGCGAUGGGACCGCCGCGCGUGCGGAAGGCCCUCGGCUCUUUGGGCUCGGGCAACGUCGGCGGCGCCGGCGGCGGCCGCCCCACCGGUAGACCGGCGGGCAUUAAGGCGGCGGUCGUGAAGCAAAAGUCACCGAUCAUCGGAACGCAGGUGGGCACGACGAAGUCGCAGCAGCCUGUCGCAGGUGGUGGCGCUUCUGCGCAACAAAAGCGGGGUCACGGUGCCACGUCGGGCCUGCCAGCACGAGGGGUGGCGAAGACGGCCCGAACGUCCGUGGUGGCUGGGUCCAGCGGUAACAGCAGUGCUAGCCGUGCGGGGACGAUCGAUCGCGUGGGCUCUUCGUGUGACGCCGGCAAAGGCAAAGAAGGGAGAAACGCCUCCUCCGGGAGUGGAAAAAGACCGGUACAACCGGGCGCCGGUACGGCAGCCGGGUCAGCCGCAUCCCACAAAAGGGCGAAAGUGGACGGCGGCGGUGGCGGCGGCGGUGGUGGCUUCAAGGCGGCAUCGACGAAGGCGUCGGCCUUGUCGUCGAAGCAGGCCAGGCCGUCUUCCGUCGGAGCGCCUUCGUUCAUGAAGCCCACGAAAACUUCUGGGGCGCGCAACGUUGGCCCUGAGGAGUGA